Messenger RNA from Schistosoma turkestanicum, 1261 nucleotides. The record is from the annotation of a GenBank genome assembly. Lineage: Eukaryota; Metazoa; Platyhelminthes; Trematoda; Strigeidida; Schistosomatidae.
GGAGAUUAUCACAUUAGUGUGCAAUAUUUGCCUGGGCGAUUCGGUCUUUACAAGGUCGUGCGCAAUGUUAACAUUUCUACUCUCGUUUCUGUUGUCAUCAGUUUCAACUUCAGAUGUUUCUGGUUACAAGCCUGAACAUAGCUUUAGAGAGGAUGGGGUUUUCAGUCAAAUGAGUAUUGUGAUUAAAUCAUCCUCUGGAGUACUGAAUUUAGUUUCCAGUGAUCAAGCCUUUUCAACUAAUGAAAAGCAUCAGCUUUUGGAGUCUGCCAGGGCCGGUAGCUUGUAUACUGUUCGCAUGCCUCUCAAAAACGAAGAGUUUAUAGAGGCAUCAAUCCGAUCGUGCCAAAUUAUUGCAUCCAAAAUGAGACUGAAGCUCAUAGUUAGUGUGAAUGACGCAGGCGACCCUAUUGCAAUACAUAUGAGUACUCCAAAGUAUGAUUGCUCAUAUGAUGUUUCUGCCAGUUAUGUGGAUCUCCCAGAUUUAUCUAUAACUUUUGCAGUACAUAAACCAAGAUUAGGACCAAGUCCCGAAACCGCAAAAUAUCUAGAGAAACUCGAGAAGCAACGCGAAGAAAUGGCUCGUGCUGAGCAGAGUGACAAUCGUUCCUUUUUUGCUAAAUAUUGGACCUACAUUAUUCCAGCAGUUUUCCUAUUUAUUCUAUUCUCCAGUAUGCAAGAUCCUAAUGCAGCUGGUGGUGGUGGUGGGAAUAUGGGAGGUGGUAAUCAACAAUAAACAUCAGCUUUAAUACAGUAAAAAUACUAUUUUUUGGGAAUUUUGUAAAUUAUUACACUGAAUUCUUAUUCAACUUUUAUGUUUAUUUCGUCUGAAGUCGAAUAUGUAUUUUUUAUUAAAUACUUACAUAAAAUACUUGUAAUUUAUGUCUGACUGACUGGUCAUAUUACUAAUUACUUUUUUGUAAUAUCUUGAAAAAAAUGUUCAAUGUUAUGUUUAUUCUGACAGACUUAAUCAUACUUAUCGAGAGUUAUCAUUUCUCAAAAGUGAAAUACAAAUAUUUGCGAGACACAAUCGACAUCAGUUUGAAUUAUUAUCACGUGUUCAUGAAGACUGACUGUGUUAAGUUGAUGAUAUUUUAGAAAUAAUAUUAGCUAUGCUAUGUUUUCAUUUUUUGUUUAAAAAAUCUCUUUUCUGUUUGCUAACUGACUGAUUGAUUGUACUGUGUACAAUACUUCACUGUAAAACUUUAUACCAAUUCAGUAUUGUUUUGAAAAAUUCACUUCAAACAGGUUUGGGUACUGUGGA